Molecule: messenger RNA, 330 nt
Organism: Ilex paraguariensis (yerba mate)
Lineage: Eukaryota; Viridiplantae; Streptophyta; Magnoliopsida; Aquifoliales; Aquifoliaceae
Source: the annotation of a GenBank genome assembly
AUGGUCCUAUCAUCUUUGUUUUAUCAUCUGCUCGCUUUCUUUCUCCACAGGCAAACUUCAGCUACUACCCAUGUUGUUCUUGGCCAGUUCAAAACUUGUGUCAUUCUUCUUGGAGGUUUUCUUCUCUUUGGUUCCAAUCCCGGACCAACUAGCAUAUUUGGAGCAAUCACUGCUCUUGUUGGUAUGUCUUUCUACACUUAUCUUAACUUGCUUUCACAACAGCAAUCAGUUAAAACAUCGUCAAGACAAGCUUCGUUCUCUUUACCAAAAUCAAAGCUCGGCAAAGACAAUGGGGGCAGCGACGAGAUAAAUGGGGAUGAAUCUGUUUAA